Molecule: messenger RNA, 632 nt
Organism: Eleginops maclovinus (Patagonian blennie)
Lineage: Eukaryota; Metazoa; Chordata; Actinopteri; Perciformes; Eleginopidae
Gene: insl3
Product: insulin-like 3 (Leydig cell)
Exons: 2
Coding region: 93-485 (130 amino acids)
Biological process (GO): adenylate cyclase-inhibiting G protein-coupled receptor signaling pathway
Cellular component (GO): extracellular region
Molecular function (GO): G protein-coupled receptor binding; hormone activity
Source: RefSeq, a predicted model, not a curated record
UGCUCAAGGCACAUCCCAUCUUCACCUCUCAUCCACCAGUCCAUUUGGUUCCUUUCUCCGCUGACCAUCCUAGGAGCUGAAACAGUCUUACAAUGCCUUCUGCUAAGUGUUUGUUGUCUCUGAUGGUGGUGCUAGUGGCUGCCACUGUGUGUGUGGUACAGGCAGAUGAGAGGAUUCAGAUGUGUGGGAGAGACCUGAUUCGUCUGGCUGUGUCGCACUGUGGUAACUCUCGGCUGAGGAGAAGCAUCCCGUACGUACAGCUGGAGAAGCAGCAAUACACCUGGGACCAGGAUGACUCUGCAGAGGAGCAGAAGGCUACUGAGACGGUCCGCACAUUGCCAGAGUCUGAUGGGGAGAAGGAAGUGUUCACCUUGGCUCCUCACUGGUACCGCCUGUCCCCUCGAGUUAGGCGGGCUGUCGGAAAAAUAUCUGACAUUUGCUGUGAGAAGGGCUGCAGCAUGAGAGAGUUGAUCCAGUUUUGCUAAAUUCAGUAACUUCUAAAUCAUAAAAUCUUGUCUUAAAAUGUUCUGAUCUGUACUGCAAUGUUUAAAGGAACCUCAACAGAGUUGCCCAAUAUCAACAUAUCAACAAUGAUGUAGCAUCCUAAAAAAUACUACACAACCUUUAUUAUA